This is a messenger RNA of Nasonia vitripennis (jewel wasp), 1401 nucleotides long. RefSeq names its product oligoribonuclease-like. Gene Ontology annotation, cellular component: mitochondrion. Lineage: Eukaryota; Metazoa; Arthropoda; Insecta; Hymenoptera; Pteromalidae. Gene Ontology annotation, molecular function: 3'-5'-RNA exonuclease activity; nucleic acid binding. The record is from RefSeq and is a predicted model, not a curated record. The coding region runs from base 446 to 1096 and encodes 216 amino acids. The transcript is spliced from 5 exons.
CGCCAAGAGCAAAGUCCUGCGCGCCGCGGCCUGUAUCUAUAUAUGCACACUUUAGGUGCGCCGCCUGCUGCAGUGACGCGACAUCUACCGGCCGUGACUGAUACCGACGUUGAGAUCUUUUUUUUCUUCUUUAUCCGUUUUUUUGCCUUGCUCUCUCGCGACUCGCCCCUGUCGGACAAGUAGUUCGUGUGGAGGCAGCCUUAGAGGUUAGGGUCGACAGAUAUGGCUCGUCUUCGGGCGGGCUGAUGUGGCUGUGUGUGUGUGUGUGUGUGCGUGGGUUUAUUGUUGUGUACCGUGAAAAGAUGAAAAUUGUUUGUGAAAAUAAGAAGUUUGAUCCACAGACUGUUUUGGUUGUUUUUGAGUCUUUGAGCUUUUAAAGCUGAGGGUAUACAGGGAGCCGAACUUUGUAGCUGGCGAUUACUGGACAACCAAUAGUUUGUCCUGUAUGAUGAGCAAAUUUUUUACUCACUUUAAUUUUACUAUCAAGCGACUCAUAAAGUACAACAUUUACAAGUGCAAAGAGUUAUGUAAAUCAAAAAUGGCUAGUUCAGCAGUACAGAAGGCAGAUCGAAUCAUUUGGAUCGACUUGGAAAUGACUGGUUUGAAUGUGAUGCAAGACAAAAUCUUGGAAGUGGCCAGUAUAAUCACAGAUGACCAGUUAAACAUUGUUAGUGAUGAAUUCCAAAUGGUUAUUCACCAGUCGGAGGAUGUAUUUGAAACCAUGAUACCUUGGUGUCAAGAGCAACAUAACAAAACAGGACUAAUAGAAGCAUCGCGCAACUCCAUUUUCAAUGAAGAAAUGGCAGAAGAAGAACUCAUAAGAUUUUUCAGAAAAUACGUUCCUCACAAUACCUGUCCCUUGGCAGGUAGCUGUUUGUACAUGGACCGGGCAUUUCUGCAACAGCAUAUGCCCCGCGUAUUUGAAUAUUUGGGUGAUGAGGUUAUUGAUGUUUCAUCAAUCAACGAAUUGGCAAAGCGGUGGAACAAGAAAAUUGAAAGAAAGAAGCAGAGAAAAACAGGAGAUCACAGAGCACUUGGUGACAUAAAGGACAGCAUCGAAGAAUUGAGCUACUACAGAAAAAAUAUAUUUCUAUAGUUCUGGGAAGUCUAUUUUUUACAACUGAGGAGAUAAAUAAAAUUAAAACACUUUAUUUUGUUAAAAAGUGAUUGUUUAAAGCUUAACAAGUAACCAAUUUAAACAUAUAUAUAGGAUCUAGCAUGUUACUGUUAUAAUUCUAUUGAAUAUACACAUACUAUUUUGAAUGUAAAAAUCUAUGUAUAAAGUCGAGCAUGUGCGGGAGUAAAUUUAUACAUAUUUUUCUUUAUUAUACAUUGUUAUCAAAAAUUUGUAUUCAUUAAAAAACGUUUGCGUUCCAACAACCCAAACUUUACAGCAUAAAA